AUGAGUUGCUCUUCGCUACACCACGGUCACGAACCAUCGACGCUGGCGUCGACGCUGCUCAGCACGAUCCGGUCCAACAUCAUCCCGCUCACCACAUCGGCGGUGGAACGUGGUUGCAAAGUGUUUGGUGCGGCGAUCCUGUCCAAGUCGACGCUCUCGCCCAUCGUGUGCUGCACCAACGACGAAAUCACAUCCCCGCUCUUGCAUGGGGAAAUCAAUACGUUGCUCGAAUUUCACAAACACAACAAUGCGCUCGCCUCAAAGCACGAGCCAAGAAUCGAUCCAAAGGACUGCAUUUUCCUCUCCACGCACGAACCAUGCUCGCUCUGCCUGAGCGCCAUCACUUGGUGCGGCUUUGAUAACUUUUACUACCUCUUCACUUACGUCGACACCAUGGACGCCUUCGACAUCCCGCACGACAUCCAAAUCCUACAGCAGGUCUUCCAGACCGACCCACCGCUCGUCCCCAAACCCAAAGGCCAACGUCUGUACAAUCGCAGCAACUCGUACUGGCAGAGCUUUUCCAUCCACGAUCUCAUCAACCAGAGUCAGCCCGCGCAAAUACCAUCGUUGAUGACUACCAUGCACCAUGUCAAGAACGAGUACAACAGCCUAUCGCACACAUAUCAAGCAAGCAAAGCCCACCACGCCGACGGCCAGAUUCCGCUCGCAUGA
Messenger RNA from Mycosarcoma maydis (corn smut), 675 nucleotides. RefSeq lists its product as uncharacterized. NCBI's taxonomy places the organism in Eukaryota, Fungi, Basidiomycota, Ustilaginomycetes, Ustilaginales. The transcript has a single exon. The record is from RefSeq and is a predicted model, not a curated record. Gene Ontology annotation, molecular function: catalytic activity. Bases 1 to 675 code for a protein of 224 amino acids.